Molecule: messenger RNA, 2112 nt
Organism: Phytomonas sp. EM1
Lineage: Eukaryota; Euglenozoa; Kinetoplastea; Trypanosomatida; Trypanosomatidae
Source: the annotation of a GenBank genome assembly
AUGGGUAGCUGUGUGAUUUCAUUCGUGGACCGGAAGCAUAGGAAGUCCGUUGUGCCGGAUCCUUUUAUCACUAAUUACCUUAAUUAUGGAUCUGACAGUGUUUCUGUCCCUAGCACUGGAACUUCAAACAGCACUGAAGUCUACCGUAAUGGACGCCACCAUACUGACGUCGAAAUUGAGGAGUUUCGGCACAGCGCAUAUUACGGACCGAAUAACACUCAGCAGUUCGUCACGUCGUGUACUUCGCGUUCCGGUAAUGGGGCACUGACCUAUCGCCCUGUUAAAAAAGUUGUCAAGGAGGAGAUCGUGACGCCCGAUGGGAAGAAGACUCUAGAGGUGUCAUAUAUGGGUCCGCGAGUCAAUAUGACGUACUCAGAAUUAUGGGAUUUUACGUCUGACGUGAGUCGUGGAUUGGCUGAAUUGGGUUUAACAGCUCGAGAUAAUGUUGCUAUUUAUGAGGAAACUCGUUGGGAAUGGCUUUCUACAGCUUAUGCUUUGUGGCUUCAAGACCUUGUGAUGGUAACGGUGUAUGCCAACCUUGGUGAGAAUGGUCUCAUCUACGCACUAAGCGAGACGCAAUGUCAGGCAGUUGUGUGUAAUGCCAGGAGUGUUCCUCUGUUGCUUUCAAGCAUCACGGCAGGAUCCAUACCUCCCUGCACUCUCAUAUAUUUUGACGAACUGCCUGCGAAUGGGUGCGAAGUACCGGAGGGAAUACGACUAGUGUCGUGGAAGUCUGUGAUGGAACUUGGUAGUAAGGCGAAAUCAACGCGUAAACUCCAUGUUCCAGAAGAUAAUGAUAAAGUUGCACUUAUCAUGUACACCAGUGGCACCACAGGCAGUCCGAAAGGUGUCGUUCACACGCAUGGUAGCAUUGCUGCAGGCAUCAAAAUCAUGGACAAUUGGCUCUUUAGUCUAAUAGAUUUUAGGUCUGAUGAUUUGUAUUUGGCAUACCUGCCACUGGCACAUAUUCUGGAGUUUGGGGUUGUGAACAUCUUUCUUACACGCGGUGCCACUGUAGCCUUUAGCUCCCCGCGGACGCUGACUGAUUUAACAACUAAGCCGCAUGGCGACCUUAGGGAGCUCAAACCAACCCUUCUAAUAGGUGUGCCUCGUGUCUUCGAUGCCCUGCGGCGUGCGGUUGAAUCAAAGCUCCCAAAACCGGGUACCUUCCGGCGCAGAGUAUUCGACCACGCUUACCAAAGCCGGCUCGCGGCCCUUAAGGAUGGCAAGAGCACGCCGUACUGGGAUAAGAAGAUCUUUAGUAAGGCGAAGGCUGCCGUGGGUGGAAGUCUGAGGUUAUUACUUUGUGGUGGUGGCCCGCUCUCGGCGGCCACGCAGGAGUUCGUUAACGUCGUUUUCGGGCUCAUUGUGAUCGGCUGGGGUCUCACCGAGACGGUUUGUGUGGGCGCAAUUCAACGCCUGGGGGAUAUUGACUUGUGCGUGACUGGACAAGUCCUCGUCGGUGAGGAGCUCAAACUUGUGGACGUCGAAGACUAUAAGCACACGGACAAGCCUAGACCCCGUGGAGAAAUCUGCCUGCGUGGGCCUUUCCUUUUCAAGGGCUACUACAAGCAGCCGGAGCUCACUAAGGAGGCCAUAGAUGAGGAUGGAUGGUUUCACACAGGUGAUGUGGGCAGCAUCGACAGCAAAGGCCGUGUUAUUCUGAUCGGGCGCAUCAAGGCGUUAGCAAAGAACUCAUUGGGGGAGUACAUUGCACUUGAAAUCCUCGAGUCGAUUUACGCGAAUCAUCCGCUGGUGGUCAACAAUUGUGUCUGCGUUGUGGUUCACCCUCACAGAAACUACAUCUGCGCGUUGGCCGUGACGGAUAAGGGCAAAGUAACUCGCUUUAUUGAAGAACAUAACCUUUCCUGUGAUUCAGACUUUCCUAAAGUUCUGAACGAUCCGAAAUUCAGACAAGCUGCGGCAGCAUCCAUGGCCUCACUGGCGGAGCGGGCCAAGCGAAAGCCGUUUGAAUUCGUUCGGCGAGUCUGUUUCGUGGAGGAAAUAUGGACACCUGAGAAUGGAUUUCUGUCUGCAUCAAUGAAAUUGCUGCGCAGAUCUAUAGACGCCUUCUACAAAAAGGAGAUCGAUGAAUUGUUCAGCGACAAUUAG